This is a messenger RNA of Phytophthora megakarya, 840 nucleotides long. Lineage: Eukaryota; Oomycota; Peronosporomycetes; Peronosporales; Peronosporaceae. The record is from the annotation of a GenBank genome assembly.
AUGUCUGACUUGUUCAAAGCUUUCAACAAGAUCUUGGGCCAACGCCAACGUGCUACUAUGGCUUAUCGACCCCAAGCUAAUGGAUCCGCAGAGGGGAUGGUCCAGACAACUACCAGAGCUCUUAAGAUGUAUGUGCAGGAUCUGGAUCAACCGGAACGGCUCACUUUCGCGAUCAGCACCGCAAGAGACCAGAUCCAGGGUGAAACUCCUUUCUACAUGAUACAUGGCUGGGAUCCUAGAUCUACUCUGGAAGCGGUGAUCCCGGUGGGGGCACUCGCAGGCAUGAUCGCGAUCCAAGCAGGUGACGCUAUCAGAUGCAAAACUAUUACCAACACACUUGAGAACAAGUUAACCAGCGGUUACGCGAAGAUAUCACGGAUCGAGCUGACGCACAUAGUGAUCUGUUGUAAUUGGAUCGAGAAUGCGAAGAAACUGGCGCAGUUAUGGCAUGUGCCAUUUCGCGUCGCUGAGAAGAUCGGAGGGUAUGCAGUGAAGUUGGAGAUUGCAGGAUCAAUGUACGGCAUCUUUCCGGUGGUACAUGUCUCGACGAUCAAACCUGUCAGGAUGUUCCCAGAUCGACCUGUAGCUCACAUAAUGGAGUCGGAUACAGAUCGAGUUAAAUUCGAUGAAACUCUCCUACCUGAAGACAGUUGGAUCCAAGAUCGAGAUCUAGAUGAAUAUGAAGUGGAUCGAAUUUCCGAUAUGAGGACUGGUAAAAGGACAAGAUACGCUGGCGUGGAUAUGAAGAUCCGACAUGGGUGGAUGAAGCAGAUCUCAACUGCGGCGCCCUACUUUAUGAGUUUCUGCGAGACCGCACUAAUCGUAACAGGUUUGGUGUGA